Periophthalmus magnuspinnatus is the source of this 3086-nucleotide messenger RNA. Its product is annotated as transmembrane protein 184B-like. Bases 421 to 1674 code for a protein of 417 amino acids. The record is from RefSeq and is a predicted model, not a curated record. Gene Ontology annotation, molecular function: transporter activity. Lineage: Eukaryota; Metazoa; Chordata; Actinopteri; Gobiiformes; Gobiidae. Gene Ontology annotation, biological process: transport. The transcript has 9 exons.
GCAUGCGCAGUGUGAGUCUGGACACUGCAGCUGAUGAUGUGGAGGAAAUAACGGCGCCUGUUUCCCUUGAGCUUGGAUUAAACUAAAUUUUGCACUGUAUAUUAUAAUAAGCGUUUUAGUUAUUUAAUUUUUCGUUUAUUUUCAUUUCACCAGUCGUUGUAUUUCUAAGUUUAAGCGAUAGAAAACAGAACAAAGCUAGCAUCGGGCUAAAGUGUGCUAGCAUGUGCUAAAGCAGCUGAGGCUCUGCUCACACCUGGCACCUUCCAACAGACAUUUAUAGAGUUUUCUUUCAGCUUGAGUUAUUUUGAGGCUAUAUAACUGCGUGUUCGUGUUGUACCUUUUUGUACUUGAUGGAUUGGGCCACAUUUGAGCUAAAUUGAUGAAUUGUUUGAGAGAAGACAGAGUCAAACUGCAGAGGAGAUGAGUCAACUUUGGAAGAGAGACAUUCCCCUGUCCCAGAGGUUAGGUAAUGACUCGCUGACUGCUCUGGCCCCGGGGCCCCCUGCCACCGUAACCCCACAGGGCUCCAACACAUCAUGGGCCCCAGAAGCCCCUGUGGUCACCCCAGAGGAGCCCUUCUUCCUCAUGACCUCCACGGCUCAGACCAUCUCAGGAGUCUUUGUGUGGACUGCUCUCCUCAUCACGUGUCACCAGAUCUACAUGCACCUGCGCUACUACAGCUCUCCCAACGAACAGAGGCACAUCGUGAGGGUCCUCUUCAUCGUCCCCAUCUAUGCCUUUGACUCCUGGCUCAGCCUCCUCUUCUUCACCAAUGAGGAGUACUACGUGUACUUUGACACAGUGCGAGAUUGUUAUGAAGCUUUUGUCAUCUACAACUUCCUCAGUCUGUGUUAUGAGUACCUCGGAGGGGAAAGCGCAAUCAUGGCAGAGAUCAGAGGGAAGCCCAUUGAGUCCAGCUGUGUGUACGGGACAUGCUGUUUGUGGGGCAGGACGUAUUCUAUUGGUUUUCUCAGGUUUUGCAAGCAGGCUACUCUUCAGUUCUGUGUGGUCAAACCUUUGAUGGCUAUGAUCACCGUCAUCCUGCAGGCUUUUGGGAAGUACAGAGAUGGAUACUUCAGUGUGAACAGUGGCUACCUGUAUGUGACCAUCAUCUACAACAUCUCCGUCAGUCUGUCGCUCUACGCUCUGUUCCUCUUCUACUUUGCCACAAGGGAGCUGCUCAUCCCGUACAGUCCAGUGCUCAAAUUCUUCAUGGUUAAGUCAGUCAUCUUCCUCUCCUUUUGGCAAGGGAUGCUCCUGGCCAUCAUGGAAAAGUGCGGUGCCAUCCCUGAGAUUAACUCCGCUGACGUCUCGGUGGGAGAGGGAACAGUUGCCGCAGGAUACCAGAACUUCAUCAUCUGCAUUGAGAUGUUCUUUGCAGCUCUUGCUCUGCGUCACGCUUUUACCUACAAGGUUUACAUGGACAAGAGACUCGACUCCUACGGUCGCUGUGCUCCGAUGAAGAGCAUCUCCAGCAGUCUGAAGGAGACCAUGAACCCAGGAGACAUGGUGCAAGACGCCAUCCACAACUUCUCCCCGGCCUAUCAGCAGUACACACAACAGUCCACUCUGGAGCGGAGCGGGGGUCCGCCCCUGUCCCGCAGCCAUAGCAACAUCAGCACCAGAGGCGACAACGAGAAGACCCUCCUGCUCAGCUCAGACGAUGAGUUUUAACAUCCAACAGAUCAUUUAUCGAAAACAGAUGUGCGAGGCAAAUCAGGACAUUAUGUUUUAUGCUUAUACUUUAGGGAAGAGGAAAGUGAAAUCAGGGAGAAUUGUUUGUGACGACGAGGUGUCAGGAUGUCAGGGUGAGUUCAGGAGUGCUUUGCUUUGAUUAAGGCUGAUAAUGAUGAUUCUUACUUUGAUAACUGUGCCUGUUACACUACACAGUUCCUUACACAAGAAUUCAAAGUGCCAUCUUUUCGCGUGAUGCUCGGCCUUUAUCGUUUUGAUACUAACUCUUAGUCCACGCGCCUCUCUCCCUUCGCCAAGUCUGCCUCUGAUUUAAACAUUGCCAAAUUAAGGGCCAGGACCCGCUGCUCUUUAAUGAAACGCACUGCUUAGAGAUUUACAUUAAGUCUUAUUGGCUGUCAAAGUACUUGACUUAAUUAAGUUUAAAGAUUUAUAUGAUGCAUUAUUUUACGUUGUUGUGUAAAACCUUGAAGGUACAAAUGAGUUGGAAAGUUCUUAUUCCAGAAUGUUGAAGAUGUUCCGUUGAAGAUAGUGUCAUUUAAGUCGUGAGUUUUUCAGCUUUUGUUAGUGUUUUGUUUGCACUGAAGGAGCAGCUGUUGCACAGAUUUUCAAACAGGGGCCAAAGCUGCUGGAGGACAACGCCCACGCACGUUACAGAUUACAGAUUAGGGAAAAGCAACACGUUGUUCCGAGGACUGUACAGAUGUGAGCAGCCCCAGGGGAGUGUAAUCUCAUCACUGCACCAUUUACAGAUCACAGCUACCUCUGCUGGUCAACGUCUGCAACGACAGUUUGAUUUACUGUUACACUAAAGACUGAGAUGGUUUGGGGAGGUCUUUGUUCUGUAUUAAACUGUAGCUAAAUUAUGAGAUUUUAGCUGCUUCAGUCAGUCUUUACAAUGGCAAAUUUAUAUUAAAUAAUAGUUUUGUGAUGAGUAUUAAAUGCCAGUUCUACAGUUCCUGAUGAACACAGUCUUUUUGUUUUGGGUAGGCAGCUUCCUCACUGAGCACAGGUGAAUUGAGUUUAUGUUGAUUUAAAAAAGCAGUUCCUUAGAAACACUUUUUCCCUGAAUCACAGCUUUUUACAUUUUUGUUUUUUUAAAUGCUAUUAAAUAGUUUUGAUACUUACGCUGAUAGAAAUGCUGUAAUAUCAAAGCUGACACUAUUUAACCCUUAAAUAUUCUAUAAAAUUGUUGUACAUAGAUUUACACUAAAGAAAUGUGAAUUAUGAUUGUAUGAGCAGGUGUGUGCAGUGUGUCCUUUGACGUUUCUGGUUUUCAUAUUUGCGGUCUCGCUUUGUUGAAUGCAUUUGUAUAUUUGGUAUAUUGUUCAGGUUUUAAUGCUGUAUAUUAUGUUGGCAAUAGAAAAAGGUAAUAAAAAUCUGUUGAAAAGUUG